AUGGAUUAUAUGCAGAUAAAAGAUGGUCAAUAUACUAAAACUAUUUAUACCAUGAUAAAAGAAGCAAGAUAUGAUGAUGCAAUCAAGGCUCUCAACGACGCUGUAAAUUUUAGCCCAAAUCGAGCUGGACUGUCUCUACUAGGAUUCUGUUAUUUUAGAACACAAUCAUUUAUCGAAGCUGCCAAUUGCUAUGAGCAGUUAGCAUCUAUGCAACCCGAUAUACCAGAGUAUAAACUCUACUUUGCUCAAGCGUUAUAUCAAGCAUCUAUGUUUGAUGAAUCCUACAAAAUAACCAUGCAGAUUGAAGCUCCUGAGUUAGAGAGGAAAGUAAUUAAAUUACAAUCUGCCAUCAAGUAUGGAGAAGAAGAUACAAUAACAGCAAAAGGACUUGUCGAUUCUUAUCCUCAAGAAGACCCAGACAAAGAUAUUAAUCUUGGCUGUUUACUAUAUAAGGAAAAUCAGUACGAGGAAGCUUUGCAAAAAUUUUCCAGGAGCCUCAACGUAGUAGGAUUCAAUGCCCACCUUCAUUAUAAUAUUGCAUUAUGUUAUUUUAAGCUAAAGGAAUAUCCACAAGCAUUAAAACACAUAACUCUUGUCAUUGAAAAAGGCAUCCGUGACCACCCUGAGUUGGCUGUGGGCAUGCAAGCAGAGACAUCGGAGGUAAAAUCUGUGGGAAAUACACUGACACUGCAUGAAACAGCCCUUACUGAAGUAUUUAACCUCAAAGCAGCUAUUGAGUACCAGCUAAAAAAUAUAGAAGCUUCGCGUGAAGCUUUAAAUGAUAUGCCUCCCCGUCAUGAACAUGAACUAGAUGCAGUGACUUUACAUAACAUGGCCCUAACGUCUAUAGAUAUAAAACCCACAGAUGGUUUUGAAAAACUUCACUUCUUGCUUCAGCAAGACCCUUUUCCGGCGGAAACGUUUGCUAAUCUGCUACUAUUGUAUUGUAAGUUUGAGUAUUACGAUCUCGCAGCGGACGUGUUAGCUGAAAAUGCCCAAUUUACGUAUAAAUAUUUGACUCCAUAUUUAUAUGACUUUUUGGAUGCUAUAAUCACAAGCCAAACAUCACCAGAAGAAGCGUUCCAAAAGUACGAAGAUAUUGCUUCAAAACACGCGGAACAGCUUAGAAAGCUUACAAAAGUUGUACAAGAAAGUCGAUCCCAAGGCGAUAACGACCAAGUGAAGAAAGCUGUUGUCGAGUAUGAGGAAGCACUAGAAAGAUACAUACCAGUAGUUAUGGCUCAAGCUAAAAUUUAUUGGGAUAUGGAAAACUAUGGCCAAGUUGAAAAGAUAUUUCGUAAAUCUGUUGAGUUUUGCAACGAAUCUGACGUUUGGCGUCUGAACGUAGCCCAUGUGCUGUUCAUGCAAGAAAACAAAUAUAAAGAAGCUGCAAGUUUCUAUGAGCCUAUUGUCAAGAAACAGUAUGAUAACAUUUUAGAUGUAAGCGCAGUUGUACUAGCCAACUUAUGUGUAUCCUAUAUAAUGACGUCUCAGAACGAAGAGGCUGAAGACAUCAUGAGGAAAAUAGAAAAGGAAGAGGAGCAGCAAAUAUUCGAAGAUCCACAGAAGAAAUUUUAUCACUUGUGCAUCGUGAAUUUAGUCAUCGGCACUUUGUAUUGCGCUAAAGGAAAUUAUGAAUUUGGGAUAUCACGGGUUAUCAAAUCCCUUGAACCAUUUAAUAAGCGUCUGGGCACAGAUACGUGGUUGCGAGACAUAUGGCAGGCGAGUGAGUACGGUUAUUGA
Arctia plantaginis is the source of this 1743-nucleotide messenger RNA. Lineage: Eukaryota; Metazoa; Arthropoda; Insecta; Lepidoptera; Erebidae. The record is from the annotation of a GenBank genome assembly.